Gasterosteus aculeatus aculeatus (three-spined stickleback) is the source of this 2618-nucleotide messenger RNA. The record is from RefSeq and is a predicted model, not a curated record. NCBI's taxonomy places the organism in Eukaryota, Metazoa, Chordata, Actinopteri, Perciformes, Gasterosteidae.
GCUGUCCCCACGUGGUCCAAAGCACGGCAGACGGACCUCUCGACCGGGGUGUUUCUCCGGUAACGGGCGAGAAGAGGAGCGACGGCGCUAGAGAACCACGGGAGAGCCUGCUGCCGUUCGGUGAGCCGGGACGCAGCUCCAGCGGGUCGGACAGACGCGUCGCCGCGGGUCGCUGCGGUGUGAGCGCGUGCUCGUUGGUAAGCUGUCUCUGGUGACUCAACAAGAUCUCCGUCUUCACCACGCUCCUCUCAUGCUGACGGAGAAUGGAUGAUCCAGAGUACGGGGUUCAGAUCGGAGAGAACAAGUUCAUCAGGAAGGCAACAGUUCUCUCACAUCUGAAGACGUACAACCUGUAUUACGACGGACAGAAUCUACAGCUCAGACACAAAGAGGUGCGUGCGUGCGUGCGUGCUUGCGUGUGUGUGUGUGUGUGUGUGCGUGUGUGUGUGUUGACCGCUGCUCCUCUGUCCCAACAGGAAGAAGGGGAGCUGAUCGUCGAGGGCUUGCUGAAUAUCUUUUGGGGUCUGCGGCGACCAAUCAGGCUUCAGAUGCAGGAUGACCACGAGCGGAUCCGGCCGCCGCCCUCCUCCACGUCCUGGCACUCCGGUUGCAAUCUGGACAGUCAAGGUUUCCCCAACAGCACAGAGAGUCAGCAGAGCCCCCCCACGCUGGAGGUGACGCCACCCGACUGCCAACCGGAGGAGGCCGAUGAGAUGGAGGAACAGGCAGAAGAGGACAGCGAGACCUCCGCCCAGCUGCUCAGGACGAAGAGCGACGCCGGCGUCCUGAGGCGGGGCCAGCGGCGCUCGCCGAGCGACCAGAGGAAGAUCCGGCGCCAUCGCUUCUCCAUCAACGGCCACUUCUACAACCACAAGACGUCCGUGUUCACGCCCGCCUUCGGCUCUGUGACCAACGUCCGCAUCAACAGCUGCAUGAGGACGCCGCAGGUGCUUCGGGUUCUCCUCAACAAGUUCAAAAUCGAAAACAGCCCGGACGAUUUUGCGCUCUACCUCGUCCACACAAGCGGAGAGCGCGUGAAGCUGAAGCGGAGUGACUUCCCUCUGGUGCUGAGAAUCAUGCAGGGCCCGUGUGAGCAGGUCUGCAAGGUCUUCCUCAUGGAAGAAGACCUGGGAGAGGAAGUCACGUAUGAUGUGGCGCAGUAUAUCAAGUUUGAGAUGCCCGUCCUGCAGAGUUUCAUCACCAAGCUGAAGGAGGAGGAGGACAGGGAGGUGCUGAAACUCAGGAGCAGGUACACGUACCUGCGCUGUAUCAUCGAGAAGCAGCUCGGUUGUCUUCCGGAGGGGCCGACGUGCAUGUGAGCCGCCCAUUGGACAUUCGAAAGCAGCCGCGCCUCCACCCAGCCGUGGCCGAGGGUCUACGUGUUUCAGGGACCGUCCUGAACUGCCUGCGAGGAGCAUUUUUUUUUUUGUUCGUUUUACAUCAAUUAAAUCAAUCAAGCACAAAGAAAAAGCACAGAAAGUACAUUCCAGACUGAAUGAGCCGAGAUCCAGACGCAGUGUCUUCUCUCUCCACCCUUCAGUUUGCCAGCUGACGCCCCAAAUCCGUUUAGAGCGCCGACGUCGUACAACAUGAUCUUAUUUAAGUGCCUGUUAAAGGGUUUCUCCAAGCACAAGGACACGCGAGUUGAUGCUCUGUUUUCAAUGCAUUGGCCUGCAGCAGAGUGAAGGAGAAGAACAACUGCAGAGCACGUCGGACCAGACGCUCACGCUCUGAACUGUGGAACGUCUUUUUAUUUUAUUUUUGGGACAUCUGGAAUAGAAAUAAUCUGGUCUGAAAAGUUAAACGGAGGGAUUAUUGAAGGGGGAUAAUCUGUGAAUGUCGGGACCAUUUUUCCAUUGGUUGUCUGUUGAGGUUAAUGGAGCUUGCUAGCUCGCUAGUUUAGCGUAGCGCAAAGACUGGUAGCGGCUUGUUAGUCGGUGUCUUUCCAGAAUGAAAAUAAUUUAUAUACCAGCACUGCUGAGGCUUGAAUAUUGACAUCAUUUGUUUUCAUCUCUCCAAAAAACAAAGUGUGUCUUGUUACACUUUUUUUGUAAAGAUUAAACAAGUGUUGGUGAGCUUCAGAGGUGCUGGUGGGCAGAUUUACUCUCCGAACACAGUCCGGCUAGUUAGCUGCUACCCACCUUCGUGCUAAGCUAAGCUAACUAGCUGCUUGCAAUAGCCUCUUGUUUUCUUUAAGUAUUAUAAAUAAAUUCCGUCCUGAAAGACUUUUUGCCAGUGAGUCGCGCUCACUGCCUGACGUCACACAACGAGAUGUUAACAAGCACAGCGAAAAAACGUUUCAUCGUUUGAACAGUUUUCAAAACCGUUCUUCACAAAAAAAAAAAAGUCUUUUAACAUCCAACGCCCAGGGACUCGAGUAGAAUCCCUGCAGACUGUGAAUGCCGACUACCUUCGUUCCAAGAAGGUUCUUAAUGUAUGAAUGCACGUGUGCAGCUCUUUGCGUUGGUGUGAGCGUGUGCAUGUUGUAUUGUCAGUGACUCUCGUAAGGCUUUUGUAUUGUCUCUAGACAUGUUAAGAACUCAAGCCCCGACUUGGAAAAUGUAGGGUUUUUUUUUUUAACAAUGAUUGUUAUUUAAUAAAAGUUAUCCUGAUAUAUA